This is a messenger RNA of Salmo salar (Atlantic salmon), 4490 nucleotides long. Its product is annotated as tubulin polymerization-promoting protein. Gene Ontology annotation, cellular component: microtubule. NCBI's taxonomy places the organism in Eukaryota, Metazoa, Chordata, Actinopteri, Salmoniformes, Salmonidae. Gene Ontology annotation, molecular function: tubulin binding. Gene Ontology annotation, biological process: positive regulation of protein polymerization; microtubule bundle formation; microtubule polymerization. The record is from RefSeq and is a predicted model, not a curated record.
GGAUAAAACAAAACAACGUUCUCCAUCACCUUCAUGAGAAUAGAUUGAUGUUUACACGAGUGGUAGGAGUGCGGCAGCCAAUCAGUGGCCUGGAUUUCUCCCCGCAUUUCUUUCUGGGAGGCGAACAGCAGACAGGCAUUUGAGAUUCUAUAUAGCGGGAGAAUAUAGUGUUGGCAACGUUCUUUCAACCUCCAACAUUCCUCGACGUGCAGUUAUGAUUUUGUGGAAUUGACAACAAAGAACAGUGGAUUGGAGAAGGAUUGAGAUAUCAGCACAAAGAAACUAAGAGAGUCACCUAGUCCAAGCAGUGUAGAGGGGGAGAUCACCUACUGCAGCGCCAUGGCUGACCCAAAGCUGGCUGACCCAAAGCUGGCUGACCCAAAGCUGGCUGAACUAAGAGACAGCAUGGCAGAUUUUACAGUUCAGACGGCCAAGCACUCCAACCCUCCAAUCUCCUCCACUCCCCUGCGUCCACCCAGCGAACAGCAGUCCAAGGACCGGGCCUCCAAAAGGCUUUCCUCCGAGUCCAACGGGACCAGCGAGGGUGGGGCAGGGUCGCGGACGCCCGUGGAGAUAACCGCACUGGAGGAGUCAUUCCGGCGCUUCGCCAUCCACGGCGACACGCGUGCCACAGGAAAGGACAUGCAUGGCAAGAACUGGUCCAAGCUGUGCAAGGACUGCGGCAUCAUCGACGGAAAAACUGUCACCCUCACGGACGUGGAUAUCGUCUUCACUAAAGUCAAGAAGAAAUCCUGUCGCACCAUCACGUUUGACGAGUUCAAGGCAGCGGUGGGAGAGCUGGCCAGCAAGAGAUUCAAGGAGAAAACGGGAGAGGAGGCGGAGGGGGAGGUCUUCAGGAUGAUUGAGGGGAAGAAACCGGUCAUUAAAGGAGUCACAAGAGCGGUGGCUUCUCCGACCGUGUCUCGUCUGACGGACACGACCAAGUUCACUGGGUCACACAAGGAGCGUUUUGACGAGAGUGGCCGUGGGAAGGGGAAGGCAGGUCGCGUGGACAUGGUGGACACAUCGGGGUACGUCGCAGGAUACAAACACCUCGGGUCGUACGAGAAGAAAGUCACCAAGCCCACCGGGCCCCCUGGAGCUGGGCCCCCCUGGAGCUGGGCCCCCUAGAGCCGGGCCCCCCUGGAGCCAAACCAGUGUGAGGAAAGUAGAAAGAAAGAAACAAACAGAAACAUAAGACCAACUACUAGGAUAAUAAUUUUAUAAAGAAAGAACUCCAUGAAAGCACAACAAAAAGAUAGGAUUUCAUAUUUUCUCACCCAUCUUGUUUUCUUUUUGCGAGUGGGAUGUUUUGAGUUCCUCUCUUUUUUGUUAUGUGUGAGAACUGGAAAACUGUUUACAUCAAUUUUUACAGCUGGUACAUUCCUAACAGAUAGCAAGUUACUGCCAAAUGUUAAAAUGAGCCCACCAACCAACAAGGGAAACCAACUGUUUUGCUCUGUAUAUUUUGAAACCUCUUUAUUAUGAUAGGGCCUUCACAUAUGUAUUAUAAGCACUAUGAAUAACACCAUGCCAAGAAAAACAAAUAACAGGGAAGAAAGGGUUCGCCAAAUUAUUUAACAAGAUUGCACUUUGCUUUAGAUAGGCCAUAGCUUCUUUUCCCAUUUUUAGUUGAAGAAAUACAUCCUUAAUUUCAUACUUUUUAGUUAAUUGAAUGUUUAUUGGCAUAAACUGGUGAAGUAGAUAUACUGGUAGGUUGUUAUAUUGAUCAAACCAUCUUCAAUAUCAACGUUCUGUCUUUCCGCUGGUCAAUGAAGUCUGCUGUAUGAGUCUUCAUCUACUGACUGUCUGUCCUCCUUUAUACUUCAUCAUAGUUUACACAUAUUGACGACUACAUAGUUUGCCUUCAAUUGUUCUUAAAAUAACUAAACCUUCAACAGGAUAUGUAGAAGUUCUGUGUCUUCCUGUCUUUAGCUACGUAUAUCAUAUGAAUGAUGACAUUUUAUUUUUGUUCAUUCUACUGUCAGAUAUGAAGUUUGUUAUCUAUGAGUCUUAACUUCCCUUUCUUGUGAAUCUUGCUUUUAGAAACGUUCUGUGAAGUUAUAUCGGUACUGUACCUUAUGUAUUUACAACACAAGGAGAAGAACAAUGCUAGAAUGAUUUGAUAUCCUAAGGACACGUCUUGUGUGGUUCAUUCUGAAACCCUCAUCAAUUAUUUACACCCAACAUAUUAAAUAAGAUAAUAGGUAAAUGACCCUGAAAUGAUUAUCUGUAAUCAUUCAUCUAAAUCACACCCCGGUUUGAUAACGCUCCAUAGUUUGUUCACACUAUGUGGGCUGUAUUAGCUGGAGCUCUGAAACUAAGAGGUGAGCUGGGUUGUUCAGGUUUGUAUUUUUCAAUAUUUAACUGAUAUGAUAUUGCCAUCAGAUUUCUAUAGUUGUAAUAUAUUGGUGGUAAGAGUGUGUAUAUUUCUAAACAUGUGGCCGCAUGGCUUCAUUUAAGACACUGACUGCGUUUCUGUUUUUCUUGUCUUGCUGUAUCUUAUGCAUGAAGUAAUGGAAUGCUACUACUUUACCAUUAACAAUAGGAAACAGACAACAUAUUUCAGAUGUCUCAUUUUAACUGCUGUGUUAGUGACUCAGUUAUAGUGACUUGCUCUGCUGCUACGUUCUGUCAGAGUAGUCAGACCAAUGGAAUUAAAACUAAAACAACUUCACUUUGACAAGAGGACCAAGUUGUGGUUAAAUUGUGAGUGUACAGAGACCAUAGAGAUCCUGUAAAUUACUAUGUAUAGACUAAGAAUAUCAAAGGGGACGUUUGUGGCCAAGGAGUUGGCUGACAUUAUCAGGUAAUAUUAUCAUUGACCGUAGAAAAAUCUAUAGCUUGGUGGAACCAGCCUGAUCGCUGCUUUCACUAUGAAAUAGAAUGAUGAACCAGCCUGAUCGCUGCGUUCACUAUGAAAUAGAACCAUGAAAUAGAAUGAUGAACCAGCCUGUUCGCUGCGUUCACUAUGAAAUAGAACCAUGAAAUAGAAUGAUGAACCAGCCUGAUCACUACGUUCACUAUGAAAUAGAACCAUGAAAUAGAAUGAUGAACCAGCCUGAUCGCUGCUUUCACUAUGAAAUAGAACCAUGAAAUAGAAUGAUGAACCAGCCUGUUCGCUGCGUUCACUAUGAAAUAGAACCAUGAAAUAGAAUGAUGAACCAGCCUGAUCACUACGUUCACUAUGAAAUAGAAUGAUGAACCAGCCUGAUCACUACGUUCACUAUGAAAUAGAACCAUGAAAUAGAAUGAUGAACCAGCCUGAUCGCUGCGUUCACUAUGAAAUAGAACCAUGAAAUAGAAUGAUGAACCAGCCUGAUCACUACGUUCACUAUGAAAUAGAAUGAUGAACCAGCCUGAUCACUACGUUCACUAUGAAAUAGAACCAUGAAAUAGAAUGAUGAACCAGCCUGAUCACUACGUUCACUAUGAAAUAGAAUGAUGAACCAGCCUGAUCACUACGUUCACUAUGAAAUAGAACCAUGAAAUAGAAUGAUGAACCAGCCUGAUCGCUGCGUUCACUAUGAAAUAGAACCAUGAAAUAGAAUGAUGAACCAGCCUGAUCACUACGUUCACUAUGAAAUAGAAUGAUGAACCAGCCUGAUCACUACGUUCACUAUGAAAUAGAAUGAUGAACCAGCCUGAUCACUACGUUCACUAUGAAAUAGAACCAUGAAAUAGAAUGAUGAACCAGCCUGAUCGCUGCGUUCACUAUGAAAUAGAACCAUGAAAUAGAAUGAUGAACCAGCCUGAUCACUACGUUCACUAUGAAAUAGAAUGAUGAGCUAGCGAUCAGACUGGUUCCACCAGGCUACAAAAUCAAAUGCCAGCAAAAGGCAUUGUGUCAAAUGGAUGCAUAUCAAACUAGAAGGUUUUCCAUUCUAAAUGAAAAAGACGACUGCCAUAGAUACUACAGUUAGGUACAUAUGACUAGUGACUUCAUCAGUAUUGUUUGUGACCCUUGAACUCUUGUCUUUGAAGAAGUUUUAGAGAAACUAUUUUAGUUGAAACACUGUUAUCCUGACACUUUCUACGGCACACUUUCAACGGAAUACAAAAGGCAGGGUAAUAUAGUACUGUAAUAUUUGAUGGGCAUACUGUAUGAGGAGAAGGGGAUGAACAAAGAAGUAGACUUUUGUAGGACAUGUAUUUUUCCAGCAUAAUGACAUACUGUUGCUUUCAUACUGGCCACCCUACCUUAGCCUCUGCUGACCAAUAAGACUCAUGCAUUGAUUGAGAUCAACACCUGUUAACUUGUGGAAUCGUAGUCGCUUUAGUGCGAUUUGUCUUGUGUUCUUAAUGCCAAAUACUGUGCACCUUUUCAUGUGGAGAAGCAAUACUGUUUUAUUUUUUCAAAAAAAUAACUUGUUCAUGUACUAUUAUUGUGACCUGGUGCAUGCUUUGUGUUUUGGUUAUUGUUCUCGAGACCUGUGUGUUCAUGAUUUGUAGCAUUGUUGAAAAUAAAAACUCCCCAUCCUGAAGAAUCA